Molecule: messenger RNA, 1836 nt
Organism: Daldinia vernicosa
Lineage: Eukaryota; Fungi; Ascomycota; Sordariomycetes; Xylariales; Hypoxylaceae
Exons: 2
Coding region: 1-1836 (611 amino acids)
Source: RefSeq, a predicted model, not a curated record
AUGGAUCUUCGGCAUAGCUUGCAAACUCUGGGUAUAGACGACCCAGCUGAGAUUACCCUCAACGAACUUGUGGAUAGAAUUCAAGACGUACACCCCGACCAAUUAUCCAAGCAGGACAUUCUCCAGGUAUUCAUGAGAUGGCUUCACGAACGAAUUAAAAAGGAUAUUCAACAGAAAUCUUUGUUGUCGGAAUUUGUCAACUUGCUUUUGACAGGCGGGAAGCUGCAACAGGAGCCGUUUAGUGAAGAUGAGAUCAAGGAAGCUCUCAAAGAAUGGCAAAUUAAGGAUACUGUGGAAACCCCUGCAAACAUACGCAGGUAUCAGAUGGUACAGCUAGAUUUUCAUGAGCUGUUUGAGCAGGUUCGACGUGGCACUAAGCAAAAGAGGGAUUCGCCCGUGAGAUCAACUUCAAAUCAGGACGAACACUCCUUGGCCUAUCUGAACAAACUGAUUAACUCUCAAGAUAAAGCUAAGAUUGAAACAACGGAAUCGACAGCCCUGUGGGUACCUGGCCAGGGAAAGCAACAGACAGGUGCGAACAAAAUUCCUCUGGGGCGAAAGGCCGACCUACAGGGCAACAUCUAUGACGAGAUCGUCAAAAUCAAGAGAGAGAACAAUAGGAAGAGUUCGACCAAGGCCAUUAAAGCAUCACCCGCGGAACAAACAGCAAAGUUGAGUUCGAGGGACGUAGCUUCAACGGAGGCUAGCCCAAUCAAGAGUUACGAGCCCGACUAUUCUCCGCUGAAUAUGCCUCCGUAUUUAACUACAUCUCCCUGGCACGGGUAUAUUUGCAAGCGUUGCGAUCAGCCAGGACACUGGAUUCAGCUUUGUCCUACUAAAUUGGAUCCAAGAUGGGACAAGCCACCUCCACAUGAUUACCAAUGUGGAAUCUGCAAAGCAUUUGGCAAGCAUUUUGCAACGUUGUGCCCUCAAAAUGAGUAUGAGCUCUCAUUAACGCAACAGCGCCUCCGUAUCAAAGAUCAACCAAAGACGCCUACGCGGGAACAUACCCAUUACCGAGACCGUUCUCCUUUCAUGCCAUCUCCCCGAGGCCGCUCCGGAAGUCCUGUGUACAAUUCACGACGCAAAAAUCAUGGUACUUAUAGACAAGACAAAAGCCCGAAGGAUCGAUCUUAUAAUUCAGGCGGCCGAUACCAAUCACAUGACGACCGUAGAAGUGUCUCGCCUUGGACAGCACGUAAGCGUAUGACUCGAGGGUUAUAUCAUCUAAGAAGGCGUUCGACCACCCCGCCUCGCGAGCAUCGAAAGCGAGCCAAAGCCCCUCCUCUCGAAGAACGGCGCCCGGUUUUGUAUUUAUACAAUAACAAGAAAAAGGCGGAUGAGGGAAGACUUGGAUACUAUGAUGAAGAAUUUAUAGGCUCGCAUAUUUCUCCGGCAACGCCAAAGGAAACAUCCCUUCCCGAGAAUCGCCUCUUAGAUACGGUUGAAAGUAAGAAUGAACUGAUGGCGGACACAGCAUCAGCCCCUGAAGGCACGGCUGAAGAGAUUGAGAGAACUAGAAAAGAAGCAGACAAAUUCCUCGACGCUCUCGCGGUUGAAAUUCUUUUAGGCAAAACGCAAGCUUCUCUUCUUACAAACGAUAUGCCUAGCAACGAUUCUACAUAUCAAGUAGACGAGAUGAAUAUCGACGAAAGUGAGGAAGAAAAUGGUGGUCUUAGUAAGGAUAAACUUGCCCCGACGAAGAUCGCAGACCAGCACCUCCAGAGACUACCGCUCCGACCCAAAGCUACCCCCUUCUCUAGUAGCCGUACGAUUCCGAUAAUUCAUAACAAGGCAAACAGAGAACCCGCCGAGGAGCUGAUCGAGGAGGCCUAA